Molecule: messenger RNA, 312 nt
Organism: Protopolystoma xenopodis
Lineage: Eukaryota; Metazoa; Platyhelminthes; Monogenea; Polystomatidea; Polystomatidae
Source: the annotation of a GenBank genome assembly
CUUUUUAUUCUCUCCAUUUGCUAUCAAAUCUCUUCCUUAAAGUAUCCAAGACGAGGCUGCCCACCAGGUCACAAUGCCUUCGCUGCGCUGGUACCUUUCUUCCCAGUUAUGGAUAACAUUGAAUUUUUCUCAGAUUCUCGCAAUGUUGGCUAUGACUAUGACAACAAUAUGGCCGGCAUAACUGUAGUUGAUUCAGAAUGUGGGUCGAAGGGAGUCGUAGAUGGCCCCACUGGAUACCGCGGUGAGUCGAGGUUUUCUUCACACAGUUCAAAAGUCAAAAGUCCAAGGCAACCCUUCUACGGUACCAGGUAA